AUGUACCACGCCCAACUUGCAAACGGGGAUACCUUUAUUAAAGGGAUAGAAAGUGCUCUUAAAGCCCUCGGAUCCCAACUCCAAGUAAACGCGGAUCCUAAAUCCACAAAAACCUCACUAGUCCAGCUCGUGCCGGUGACCGUUGCCCCGGGGGCAACCUCCAUGUUCACCAGCGCGAAACCAAAACAGGUGGAUAAAGCCUUAGGCAAAAACACAAACUGCUGGUGUGACGACACGUUCGGCCAGUAUGGAGCUGAUGCGGCAGGCUGCACCAAGGCGUGUGCCGGAAAUACGUCACAAACGUGUGGAGCCGAGAUGCGCAACGAGGUGUUUGCAACAGGAAAAGUUCCCGAUGCACCCUUCACAACAUGCGGGCCGGGGUCUCGUGGAAUAAUCGUUAAUAAAGUCUGCUACUAUCUGGGAGAGGACAAACGACAGUUCAUGGCAGCCCAGAGGGCAUGCGGCAUACUUGGAGGAAAUCUAGCUAGCAUCCGAUCACAAGAUAUUCAGGAUGCCAUCAGAUACUACGUGAGUCGGGGAAACGGUGACGUGUGGUUUGGUCUUAACGAUAUCAACGUAGAAGGGAAAUUUGAGUUUUUAGAUGGUACGGCUAUCACUGCAUAUUCCAACUUCAAAGAUGGUGCUCCUAAUGCAUGGUGGGACGGGCAGGACUAUGGAGUGUUGGAUGAAGAGGCGUUUUACAAGUGGGCUGAUAGGGGCUCUGAAGAAGAAUAUAGAUAUCUUUGCGAACUGCCAGUAUCAUCUUCAAUGGAUAUAGUGAGUUGUGGCGAGAACAAGCAAGGCCUUAAAUUUGGGUCAACUGGAAAUUGCUACGCUGUUAUAAACAAUGGUAUUCCACGUGAAGAUGCAGAGAACCAGUGCAAUUCCCGACAGGGGAUCAUUGCGCCAAUGACUGCUGAGACUACAAAAGAAAUUCUGUCUCACCUGUACGUGUUUGGACUAGAGAUCGACUACUGGGUAGGAGGAAGUGCGAACAGCAAAUAUGCUGAAUUAAUUUACCAAAAGGUAUUCCGAAUGGAAUAUAAGGAGGCUUUGGAUAAAAAUGGUGUUAUUUGUCUCAUUGAACCACUCUCUGUACAGAAGCCAUGUCCGACCGGCUGGAACCACAAACAGAAUGCUUGCUACCUUUACACUGGGAAGAAAGUUGUAUCAUACGGUUUAGCUGCAGCCUUGUGCAAUAGUGGAAGCACGAUGAUUGUGACAGUUGAAUCCAAGGAGGAGAACGAUUUUGUCUUUGACAUGGUUAAAAUCCACGAAGCUGGUUCAGCCACACAAAUUAUUUUGGGUGUGAUGUAUUCACCAUAUACGGACGCAUUCGAAUGGCUUAACAGAACACCCCUCGUUUACUCUGCGUGGGCGCAGGGUCACGGAAUAACGGGGCUGUCUAAAGGUAGAUGUGCCAAGAUUCGAUCGUCUGGCGACGACCACUUGUGGGAGAACACGCCAUGCGCAGACAACUCGCUUGCUGUGGUUUGCAAAACUAACAGCUUUAAUAAUUAGUCUCAUACUCUCAGUAAUUGAUUGUACCAGGUGGGCUUCCUGAUGGUUUUCUUUCAUGUACUUUCCUUUAAACUUAUUUUCGUGCUUAUAUCUAAAUUAAGGUUCAAGUACGUUAUCCUGGGUACACAUCGCAGCUAUAUGGGCUGUCUGUCCAGGACAUUGGGUUAGUCGUUAGUUGUUAGUUGUUAGUGGUUUUUGAAAGAGAAGAGGGUGUAUUGGUCUUACACCUUACCCAAUGAGUAGUUAAAACACGCGAACCCUGCACCUACCAGCCUUGUGUCCGAUGACGUAACAACGAAACCACCGAGGCCGGUAUUCAUGUAUUAAACAGUUUUUGACGUUAUUAUUUGUAGUUUAAUAAAAAAUAUUAUAUACGUCU
Messenger RNA from Gigantopelta aegis, 1900 nucleotides. RefSeq names its product macrophage mannose receptor 1-like. The record is from RefSeq and is a predicted model, not a curated record. The coding region runs from base 1 to 1521 and encodes 506 amino acids. Lineage: Eukaryota; Metazoa; Mollusca; Gastropoda; Neomphalida; Peltospiridae. The transcript is spliced from 13 exons.